CAAUCGAGAGCUUUUGAAUUUUCAGAUCGUAGAAGAAAUCGAACUUCGAUUUCAAAGCGAUGAGACCGAUUCAAUCGCCUCCAGGAGUUUCCCUUCCGGUGAAAAGCCGUCCUCGUCGCCGUCCUGAUCUUACCUUACCGCUUCCUCAACGCGAUGUUUCUCUCGCUGUACCUCUUCCUCUUCCACCUACCUCCGGUGGCUCCGGUGGAUCUGCGCCGUCUUCUGGUGGUUCAGCGUCUUCAGCUCCGUCGACGAACACUAACAGCUCCUCAGAAGCAAAGAACUAUUCGGAUUUAGUGAGAGGUAACCGGAUCGGAAGCGGAGCUGGUGGAACGGUUUACAAAGUGGUUCACCGUCCGAGUUCUCGUCUAUACGCACUCAAGGUGAUAUACGGUAACCACGAGGAGACAGUGAGACGUCAGAUCUGUAGAGAGAUCGAGAUUUUGCGAGAUGUGAAUCAUCCAAACGUUGUGAAAUGUCACGAGAUGUUUGAUCAGAAUGGUGAGAUCCAGGUUUUGCUUGAGUUUAUGGAUAAAGGUUCUUUAGAAGGUGCUCAUGUGUGGAAAGAGCAACAAUUAGCUGAUCUAUCUCGUCAGAUUCUUAGUGGUUUAGCUUAUCUACAUAGCCGUCACAUAGUUCAUCGUGAUAUCAAACCAUCGAAUCUUUUGAUAAACUCUGCUAAAAACGUUAAGAUUGCAGAUUUUGGAGUGAGUAGGAUCUUGGCUCAGACUAUGGAUCCGUGUAAUUCAUCUGUUGGAACCAUUGCUUAUAUGAGUCCUGAGAGGAUUAACACUGAUUUGAAUCAGGGUUUGUAUGAUGGUUAUGCUGGUGAUAUUUGGAGCUUAGGUGUUAGUAUUUUGGAGUUUUACUUGGGGAGGUUUCCUUUCCCUGUGAGUAGACAAGGUGAUUGGGCAAGUCUUAUGUGUGCCAUUUGUAUGUCUCAGCCUCCGGAAGCUCCACCUACCGCGUCGCCGGAGUUUCGGCAUUUUAUCUCGUGUUGCUUGCAGAGAGAACCGGGGAAAAGGAGAAGUGCGAUGCAGCUAUUGCAGCAUCCUUUCAUAUUAAGAGCAAGUCCGAGCCAGAACAGGUCUCCUCAGAAUCUACAUCAACUCUUGCCUCCUCCUCGUCCUCUCUCCUCGUCUUCUUCUCCAACCACAUAGCGUUUUCUCUCCUCUCCCCUUGAUCAACUUACUUUUUUUUUUUUGUGUUACUAGUGUUCUUCAGUCUUUGUCCAAUUUUUGCUAAUCAAGGAGGGUCUCUGAA
This is a messenger RNA of Arabidopsis arenosa, 1263 nucleotides long. Lineage: Eukaryota; Viridiplantae; Streptophyta; Magnoliopsida; Brassicales; Brassicaceae. The record is from the annotation of a GenBank genome assembly.